Messenger RNA from Diaporthe amygdali, 810 nucleotides. RefSeq lists its product as uncharacterized. The transcript has 2 exons. Bases 1 to 810 code for a protein of 269 amino acids. Lineage: Eukaryota; Fungi; Ascomycota; Sordariomycetes; Diaporthales; Diaporthaceae. The record is from RefSeq and is a predicted model, not a curated record.
AUGUCGGACCUCUGGCGCUUUUGCCUGCCUCAUCGAAUUGUGGAGCUCGAUUAUCAACAAGACGAAGUCGUAUGGGAUGAGCCACCGUGUCGCAGGAACAGCCGGAUAACAUCAACGAAUAAGGCCCCUCCCGUCAUUGCCUCUGUUUGCCGUGAAUCGAGAGCCGUCGCCUUCGAGAGCGGCUGCCCUGAGCCACUACCAAGCCCGAACAAUGAAGAUGCUCAGGACUUCAACUAUAAUAUGGUUCGAAACCGAUGGCUCGACACGACGCGCGACUUCGUCCACACCAACUGGGACCCAUUCUACGAUAUCGAGUGGCAAAGCUACGAUUGGGGCGAUCCAGUACGUUGUCUCAUGUGGUACGCAGCGCGCACCGAGUCCCGCCAACUCUCAUUCACGCUGGGUCUCUUGCAGUGCUUUCAGCACCAUCCCAACCAGCCCCAUGAUCACUACAGAUGGACCCGUUCUGAGCUGGCAGACCUGUUACGCACAAAUCCUAGCUGGACGGUCAUCAUCUUACCACCCGUCAUUGUGCACGCCGACGCUGAGACUGCCGCGGGUCUAUUUGGCCUACUAGCCGAUGCGCGGGUGCAGCUUGUUGCUGCUGAUGACAAGGCAAGGAUCGAGGAGUUCCUGGCGCUAGAUACGGCGCCCAAUACCACCAUCGGCGCAGGUGUUGGACCAGAAGACCUGGUCUCGGCCAAGCUGAAGUUGCGGGAUGCAAUCGAUGCAGUCUUCGGAUCCGAAGACUCGGCGCCUGUGAUGCGCCCUGCUGUCAUGUUUCGACUUUGUACGGGAAGAUGCCCUUAG